This is a messenger RNA of Tachysurus vachellii, 758 nucleotides long. RefSeq names its product deoxycytidylate deaminase-like. Gene Ontology annotation, cellular component: cytoplasm. Gene Ontology annotation, biological process: dTMP biosynthetic process; dUMP biosynthetic process. The coding region runs from base 31 to 492 and encodes 153 amino acids. Lineage: Eukaryota; Metazoa; Chordata; Actinopteri; Siluriformes; Bagridae. The transcript is spliced from 5 exons. The record is from RefSeq and is a predicted model, not a curated record. Gene Ontology annotation, molecular function: zinc ion binding; dCMP deaminase activity.
CAUAAACAAUAUGAUGACGAGGUGUAUUACAUGGCUGUUGCUCUGAUGUUUUCCAAGAAGAGCCCUGAUCCUAACACAAAGGUGGGUGCGUGCGUCGUAAAUGAGGAGAAAAAAAUUGUUGGAGUCGGUUUCAACAGAAUGCCUGAUGGCUGUGAGGAUAAGUUUCCAUGGGCGCGUGAAGCUACAAACAGACUGGAGAAUAAACACGUGUAUGUGUGUCAUGCGGAGCUGAAUGCCAUCAUGAACAAAACCUCAGUGGAUGUGAAAGGAUGCACCAUUUAUGUCACUCUGUUUCCCUGUAACGAGUGUGCUAAGGUCAUCAUCCAAUCAGGUAUAAAAGAGGUGGUUUAUUUAUCCAAUAAAUAUGCUGAAAGAGUAGAAACAAUAGCUUCUGACCGACUGCUGAAGGGAGCAGGUAUUGGGCAAAGGCAGUUUGACUUAAAGAAGGAUCUCUCUGCCCUGCUGAACUCCAUCGAUCCCUUUGCUGAGUGAAUAAGACCAGGACAGAGAUCGUUCCCAAAAUACUGAGGGGGAAAAUCCUAGUGAUGUUCAGUAGACUUCAAUGUAAUCAUGGGUGAAAAUGGCUUAAAUACUUCUAUAUAACUGAAAUCUUUAAUGAACUUUAUAUUUAAUCAAACUCUUGAUUUAACUUCUGAUUAUUUUGGUGGAGGGAAAAUUAAGAUCACUGUAUUAACUAUUUCAAAUGAAUCUGUAUUUACCUUAAAAUUACUGAUUAUUAAUUAUUACUAUAUAACUGU